This is a messenger RNA of Aspergillus fischeri NRRL 181, 606 nucleotides long. Its product is annotated as putative IgE-binding protein. Bases 1 to 606 code for a protein of 201 amino acids. The record is from RefSeq and is a predicted model, not a curated record. The transcript has 2 exons. NCBI's taxonomy places the organism in Eukaryota, Fungi, Ascomycota, Eurotiomycetes, Eurotiales, Aspergillaceae.
AUGAAGAUCCCAGCUCUUUUCUCGCUCCUCACCCUGGCCUCUGCCGUCAGCAUCCCCGUCCGCAACAAUGGCCACAGCCACAGCUACCGCACCAGCAACAGCACCAAAUUCUCCGUCAUGUCCACUCGGUCCGGCUCGCCCAUCCACUUGCUCCCCAUGAACGCUGCCCACGGCAACUUCUGGCUCGGCGAGUCUCCCUCCACCUUCUGCCCUGAGUCCGUCGAGAAGGUCGGCGGCUGCCCCCCAGGCACAACCACCCGGUUCGACAGCGCGACCGCCUUGGACGUCGCCGUCCCCGGCGGCCAGCGCAUCUACGUCGACCCCCGCGGUGCCCUCCGCUUCACCACCGCUCACUCGGGCUACAUCCCCCCCGGCUCCUCUACCGGUCCCUUCGUCUACACCACCGGCACGCCAUUCGGACACUUCGCCUACAAGGGCCAGGGCGCCAACGGCUUCGUCGCUUGCCCCAAGAGCAAUGGCACCGCCACGCACUGGCAGGUGUAUGCCUCUGUUGCGAAAGAUACUAGCGGUGCGGAAUGUCUUGGUUUCAAUGCUUUGGCGGUGCCUUCGAAUGAUACUCGGGCGGCCGCUUGGGAGUAUAUCUAA